Messenger RNA from Peronospora matthiolae, 1284 nucleotides. NCBI's taxonomy places the organism in Eukaryota, Oomycota, Peronosporomycetes, Peronosporales, Peronosporaceae. The record is from the annotation of a GenBank genome assembly.
AUGGUAGCGGUUCAGGGCGGGCAGGACGAUUCCCCUUCCUCUCCUGGCGUCACAAGACCACUCGUUACCCAGACGGCAGGUGGAGAUAUCCUAGUUGACACCAUUAUGGCAGAUGACCAGCAGGCGGUUCCCGUAUCGAGCCACGGGUCAGACACGGUCGGAGCCUCGGUCGAUCACGGUUUAAACUCGUCAACGCCUGGCGGCGGCGACGGAGCGUCGACGCGUCAGACAGCGGUAUCACAACCCCGUUUACCUGAGGGGGUAAAGACGACUUCAUCCACGCCGGCCGUGGAGCACGUACCUCCUAAGGAGCUUUUUGAGGCUCUAAUUGAGUCGAUGAAAGCCUCACCAGGCCCAACCAACGUUGAUGUCUGGCGUCUGUCCAUCCAGGACCUAUUUACAGCGGAAUAUGCUGGGAUACCGCUUGCUAGAUCUUUUUCGACGCUGUUAUGUGUCAGCUUCUGGAAGUUUCGCCGAAUGGAAACGACUGGCUCAUCAGAUCAGCAAAGAACUCCUCCUGACGAAGUGGGCAUUCAAGGAGAUCGUAAGAAAAUUGGUCAGUCAGCAAAAUUGGGCCACUGCUCCUGUCCCCAAUCAAUGGCAGAAGUCGUGCGGGCGGGUAAUACGGCUCGCCAAAUGGACGGGGAGAACAAAGGGAGCAUAACCUAUAAAGGAAUUAUGUUUGACCCUGCCAAAUUCUCGUUGGAAGACUCGAUUACACUAAAGGCCAUAUGUGUGGCCCGGCUAGGUAACACGGGCUUCCAACGGCUACGUGAGGGGUCUGAUGACGAAUGGCGCAUUAUUGUGGGUAUUGCCGAAGGGCAUAUCGUCUGUCGCCGGAUGCCAGACUUUCUACGAUCGGUUCUGGACAGCAAGGAACGUCUCCGGCUGUACAGUACCGUUCAGGCGCAGGUGGAGGGUCAGUUAGUUCUCCAUAUCAGCGGUGGGCGUGACAUUCCUCUAAGUCGUCAGACAACGAAGGCCAUCACGGAGAAGAUUCUGGAAUCAGCCGAGCUGUUGAGGGUCAGUUUGCCCGAUCUCCAUCGCCUGCUGGGAUCAACGAAAACGAUCAGUUACAAUCGAUCAACCCGGUCGAUUCACUUUUUCUUUUUUUUCGCGGGACAAGGCAAAGAAGCUCCAGGACGUUCAAGUGCCUUUUCAAGGUCGAGUUUAUACGCUGGAGAACGCCCAUCAGCCGGUAAGGGGAUCGGUAUGGCAGAACCAGCGGGGUCCAGAUGGUCGGUCGGAAUACCCAAGAUCGGCUUAUACGAUUAUCCUCUAUAA